AAGGUUAUCUGUUCUAGACGAGUUGAUUAAAGGUCGCACGGAAUGGAUUAACAGGCCAUGGCGCUCACACUCGUCACAGCUAUAUACUUGCUGUCUGUUGUGCUGCCAAGAGCUGAUGGUCUGCGGUGCUAUCAAUGUCCACUAAUCGACGAUCCCUUGAAAUGUCACAACACCACUAGAUGUCAAAGCAAUGAGGUUUGUUUUGUGACGGAGGCCAUCGACAGUGACUUUGAUCUGACUUACCGACUGGGAUGUGUGACCGAGCAGGGAUGUUCAAAUAUAGUUCGAAGAUCCCCAAACCAUUCCCACCGGAGGAGUCUAGCACAGCAAUGUUGUCGGACGAAUUUCUGUAACAAGGGGUACCCUGGGUUACUGACCACCAAACUGACCACGCCCACAACAACCACCCAGACAACCACGGUCAAACCAACCACGCCCACUCGGACAACAAAGCAUCUAAUACACACAACACAGCACCAUCACGUCAGCACUCAAACCCAUAGUGUAGAUGCCAGGUGCCCCCGUGGUCGAGUGUUGGAUGAUAAUUGCUACGUGCCGUCAUUUCAAUAUGGAUCGCAAUGGAAACAAGUAACGCGCCAUGAUGCAUACACGUUUUGCAGACAGCACGGCAUGAACCUCCCCAGCAUCCAUUCUCCCAGAGAGGAAACCUUUAUUCACAGAAUGGUGUCAGCGAUGCUUCACACAGACAACUCCCACGACAUCGCCCUCUGGAUUGGCCUUCAGGACAUACGAUGGGAUGACGGUUCAGCGUUUAACUUUAACCGCUGGGACACCGCUAACUACCAUUCUACCUCACACAGAAACUGUGUUGUCAUGACGACUGACAUGAAAUGGCGAGUGUCCGGAUGUGAUCACCAUCAUUACUUUUUAUGCAAAAGGAAAAUGAUCCAUGCUUGAAUGUGCAGUGCUGGCAUUUCUUUUUAUCUCAAUGUUGUUUACGGUUUUAGGGAGAAAUCGUUUUCUCCCUCUCAAUUACAUGUAUACAGAUGUAUUUCAGUAUUUUACAGAAUUUGUUCAGAUUCUUUUGAUUUAGAAUUUAUUGGUACAUGUUUACCAUAUUUCUCAAUUAACCAAAGAUUGUAAUGUUAAGGGCAAGAAUAAAGUACAGAUGUUCAUUAGAU
This is a messenger RNA of Ostrea edulis (European flat oyster), 1142 nucleotides long. RefSeq names its product aggrecan core protein-like. Gene Ontology annotation, molecular function: transmembrane receptor protein serine/threonine kinase activity. The record is from RefSeq and is a predicted model, not a curated record. The transcript has 9 exons. Bases 58 to 918 code for a protein of 286 amino acids. NCBI's taxonomy places the organism in Eukaryota, Metazoa, Mollusca, Bivalvia, Ostreida, Ostreidae. Gene Ontology annotation, cellular component: membrane.